Molecule: messenger RNA, 1755 nt
Organism: Onychomys torridus (southern grasshopper mouse)
Lineage: Eukaryota; Metazoa; Chordata; Mammalia; Rodentia; Cricetidae
Gene: Sack1d
Product: family with sequence similarity 83 member D
Exons: 4
Coding region: 1-1755 (584 amino acids)
Biological process (GO): regulation of ERK1 and ERK2 cascade; regulation of TOR signaling; positive regulation of cell cycle G1/S phase transition
Cellular component (GO): cytosol; mitotic spindle pole
Source: RefSeq, a predicted model, not a curated record
AUGGCCGCUUACUGCGAGCUGUUGGAAGAGCUUCCCGCGGCCUGCCUGUCGCCGUGCGGACCGCCCAACCCCGCGGAGCUGUUCAGCGAGGCGCGGCGCCUGGCUCUCGAGCAGCUGCUGGCCGGCGGCCCCAACGCCUGGGCCGCCUUCCUCCGGCGCGAGCGGCUGGGCCGCUUCCUCAAUGCCGACGAGGUGCGAGCCGUUCUGAGUGCCGCCGAGCGGCCGGGCGAGGACGGCGCGGCGGUGGCCGAGGACUCGUUCGGCUCCUCUCACGACUGCUCGUCGGGCACCUACUUUCCCGAGCAGUCGGACCUGGAGCCGCCGGCGUUGGAGCUCGGCUGGCCCGCCUUCUACCGGGGCGCUUACCGCGGUGUCACGCGCGUCGAGGCGCAUUUCCAGCCCCGCGGCGCUGGCGCCGGUGGCCCGUACGGCUGCAAGGAUGCGCUGCGCCAGCAGCUGCGCUCCGCCCGAGAGGUGAUUGCUGUGGUAAUGGACGUUUUCUCAGACAUUGACAUCUUCCGAGACCUACAGGAGAUCUGUAGGAAUCGAGGGGUGGCUGUGUACAUCCUUCUGGACCAGGCUCUGCUCUCCCACUUUUUGGACAUGUGCAUGGAUCUGAAAGUUCAUCCUGAGCAGGAAAAGCUGAUGACAGUGCGGACUAUUACAGGAAAUAUCUACUAUGCAAGGUCAGGAACAAAGGUUGUUGGAAAGGUUCAUGAAAAGUUCACACUGAUUGACGGCAUUCGGGUGGCCACAGGCUCUUACAGUUUUACAUGGACCGAUGGCAAAUUAAAUAGCAGUAACUUGGUCAUUCUGUCUGGCCAAGUGGUUGAACAUUUUGAUCUGGAGUUCCGGAUCCUGUAUGCCCAGUCAAAGCCCAUCAGCUCCAAACUCCUGUCCAACUUCCAGAUCAGUGGCAAGUUUGACCACCUGGCUGACCGAAAACCACAUUCGAAGGAGCCCACACUGGGCAAUCUGCUGCGCAUCCGGCUGGCCAGACUCUCAAGUACACCCAAGAACAACCUGGGUCCACAAGUGCCGCCAGAAGACAGAGCCAAAACCAGGCGCCAUGACUCUGAGGCUUCUACCAUCAGUGAUGAAGACUAUUUCUACAGCCACAAGGAUCAACUAGAGGAUAGCAAGGUAGUUGAUGCUGCUACCCAAACAGAGCCAGGUGAAGAGAUGGUCGCAGUAAGCCUGAGUGAGGUGGGAACACAGACCAGUUCCAGCGUGGCCUGUGUUGGGAUCCAAACCACAGUAGUCACAAGGGCGGCAAGCUCCCAGGCCACAGUAUGGUCCAAGUCCACUACCACGCAGACUGAAGUUGAUGAGAGCUUCCUUCCUCAGGGUGCCCAGUCUAAAGAAGGGUCACCUGCAUCAAGGAUGUCGGUGUCGAGAUCUUCUAGUUUGAGGUCAUCCUCUUCGAUGUCUUCCCAGGGCUCAUUGGCAAGCUCUGUCAGUUCCCAUGUUUCCCUAACAGCCCCUGACCUCCGCACUCCUAGAUACCCCAAUUACCUGGGUCUGGGCACCCCCCACCUGGAUCUGUGCCUGAGGGACUCAUUCAGAAAUUUGAGUAAAGAGCGGCAGGUGCACUUCACUGGCAUCAGGUCCCGGCUCAACCAGAUGCUGACCGUGCUGUCAAGGAGAACACUCUUCUCAGGACACUACCUCAGCUACAGUCCUGGAGCCUUUACUAGAGCUUCUGUGAACCUGGUUUCUGUUAGGGACAUAGCACUUCAUCCUCCCUGUCAGUGA